Messenger RNA from Rotaria sp. Silwood1, 2109 nucleotides. Lineage: Eukaryota; Metazoa; Rotifera; Eurotatoria; Philodinida; Philodinidae. The record is from the annotation of a GenBank genome assembly.
AUGAGUGCAAGUCGAUAUGCAGUUGUUCGACGUCUUAGUCGAGUACUUCUAUUACCAUUACAUGGUCAUACUACGACUAAUGAUAGUAUGCGUCGUCGAAAAUUUAAAGAUUCAUCUUUACAUGAUGAUCAACGAAUAUGUACAAAAGAAAAUUGUUUAACAUGUUGUAAAAAAUUUACUGCAUUUAUGUUUUCACGUGUUGGUCUAUUUCUUGUUAUGAUUGGUUAUGUUGCAUUAGGUGGUUGGUUAUUUCAAACAUUGGAAGCUCGUAAUGAACAAGAUAUGCGUCGUUCAAUGAAUGAAAAACUUAAUACAACACUUUAUAAAUUAUGGGAAGAAAUUUUACGUGUUAAUUCAUAUCCAUAUCAUGAUAAAAAAGGAAAUUUUACAUUAAAUGCAACACAAGAACUUGAAAAAUUUGAAAUAACAGUUAUACAACAAGUACAACAAGGUUUUGAUGGACGAACAAGACCAGGUGCUGAUCCAGAUUGGAAUUUUUUUGGAGCAAUACUUUAUGCUGUUACACUUAUAUCAACUAUAGGUUAUGGUCAUAUAACAACAAAAACUGUAGCAGGAAAAAUUGCUACUGUACUUUACAGUGCAUUUGGUGUACCAUUAAUGAUGCUUUUUGUUGCAAAUAUUGGUUCAACAAUGGCAAAAUUAUUUGCUUUUGUAUUUAGUCGUAUAAAAAAAAUUUUUUGUUGUCAAUGGAAAAAUAAAAAAAAACGAACAAAUAUAAAAAAAUUUCAACAAAAAAAUAAUCAAAUAUCAAUUAAAAUUGAUGAAAAAAAAUCAAAUUUAAAACGAAUUAAAAAUGAUCAUGAUACAGUAGAAAAAACUUUAAUUGAUAAUAAUAUUGAUCAAACAUCAAAUAUUAAUUCACCUUCUGAACAUAAGAAAAUUUCAAUAACAGAUACAAAAGAAUUACCAGCUGAUAUUCGUUUAGAUAUGUUAACAGGAGUUUCAAUAAAUAAGACAAAAUCUCAUUCAUUAACAUCAUCACCAAAUAUAAUUGAUGAACGAUCAAAAGAUGCACUUGUUCGUAUUAAUGAACUUAUUCGUCAAAAUUCCGUCCAUGAUGAUGAUGAAAAUAAAAUUAAUGAUAAUGAUAAUGUUUUAUUAACAUCAACUAAUCAAAAUGAACAACAAAUAUCUAAUAAUAUGAGUUCAAUACAAUUUUAUAUUGAUGAAACAAAUAAAUUAACAAAUAAUUUAGAAAAUUCACUUAAUGAUCAAAAUAUUAUAAAAUUACAAAAAAAAGAAAAAUUAGAUAAUACAAAUAUUCAACAAGAUAUUAUUUCUGAGAUUCCUUCUAUUACUAUAACAACCAAUGAUGAUAUAAAUAAAAAUUCAAUUGAAAUAGAUAAUACAAUAAAAAAAUCUUCAAAACAAAAAUUAAAACGUUCAAAAUCUGAAUCAACACAUAAUCGUAAAUCACAUAUAAAAAUAAAUAAUAAUAAUAAUGAAAUAAAUAAAUCUUCUCGUCGACGAUUUUUUUUAUAUAAAAAAAAAAAAGAAUCAAAAAAAAUAAAUGAAAAUAAUUCAUUAGAACAAGAAAUAAAUCAAACAACAACUAGAAAAUUAUCACAAAAAUCUCAAAGUUUUGAUGAAAAUUUACGUUCAUUAUCACCUCCACCAAAUUAUGAAGAAUCUACUAUACAUAAUAUAACAUCAUUACCAAUGGUAACAUGGAAACCUGAUAAUGAAUUACAUUCGACAAAAAUUCCAUUUAAUAAUCAUAUUGAAAUUGAUGAUGAUAAUAAUGAUGAAUUAUAUGAAGAUGAACAAAUGAGUGUACCAUUACUUGUUACUGUUUUUGUCAUUCCGCUUUAUUUAACACUUGGCGCUAUAUUAUUUAAUAUAUGGGAACAUUGGGGUUUUCUUAAUUCAUUUUAUUUUUGUUUUACAACAUUAACAACAAUUGGUUUUGGAGAUUAUGUACCUGGUGCAUCAAUAACGGUUUCUGCUGCUAAAGAAAAACUUAUAUCAGCUUCAUUGUAUAUUUUACUUGGUCUUGUACUUAUUGCAAUGUGUUUUAAUUUAAUGAAAGAACAAUUAAGUCAAAAAGUUAAACAAAUUGCUAGUAAAUGGGGAAUUUUACAAAUAUAG